AAUAAAUGUGAUUGGCUAAAAGAUAUUCACUGCGAUACUUAAAUCUCGCGUGUUUAACGCGAAAAAACGAGAAGCGAAGACUACAGAAAAAUGGCGAGUAGCCGUCGGGCUGGAUUAACUGCUGAUAAUUCACCCCUCGGUUCAGAUUGUGGUCGGGAUUUAUUUGAAGCGUGUAGGAACGGAGAUCUUAAUAAAGUAAAAAAGCUCGUCAAUACAAAUAAUGUGAACGCUAAAGAUACCGCUGGAAGGAAAUCUUCACCAUUACAUUUCGCUGCAGGGUUUGGCCGGAAGGAUGUGGUGGAACAUUUACUAGGUAUAGGUGCAGAUGUUCAUGCCAGAGAUGAUGGGGGGUUAAUCCCACUCCACAAUGCUUGCUCAUUUGGGCAUGCAGAGGUGGUUCAGCUCUUGUUACGCCAGGGAGCAGAAGCCAAUGCCAGAGACAACUGGAACUAUACGCCAUUGCAUGAAGCUGCAAUAAAGGGCAAAAUUGAUGUUUGUAUAGUUUUACUGCAGCAUGGAGCAGAUCCUUCAAUAAGAAAUACAGAUGGCAAGACUGCCCUUGAUCUGGCUGAGCAGUCUGCAAAGAUUGUCCUCACUGGAGAGUAUAAGAAAGAUGAGCUGCUGGAAUCAGCAAGAAGUGGCAAUGAGGAAAAAAUGAUGGCAUUGCUUACACCCCUCAAUGUUAAUUGUCAUGCUAGUGAUGGGAGAAAGUCUACUCCACUUCAUCUAGCAGCAGGUUAUAACAGGACAAGAAUUGUGCAGUUGUUACUACAGCAUGGUGCAGAUGUACAUGCCAAGGAUAAAGGUGGCUUGGUACCUCUCCAUAAUGCCUGUUCAUAUGGUCACUUUGAAGUUACCGAACUGCUGCUCAAGCAUGGAGCUAAUGUGAAUGCCAUGGAUUUGUGGCAGUUCACCCCUCUCCAUGAGGCAGCUUCCAAGAGUAGAUUAGAAGUGUGCUCUCUGUUGUUAGCUCAUGGUGCUGAUCCCACCCUUGUCAACUGUCACUCAAAGAGUGCUAUAGAUGCAGCACCUACCAGAGACUUACAGGAGAAAUUGCUGAAUGAAUACAGAGGACAUGCUCUGCUAGAGGGAGCUCGACAGGCAGAUUUGGCAAGAGUGAAGAAAUAUCUCAGUCCAGAUACAGUCAAUUUCAAGCAUCCUUAUACUGGAGAUUCAGCAUUGCACUGCUCCUCCUCCUCUCCAUUCCCCAAGAGGAAACAGGUCACUGAAGCUCUCAUAAGAAAAGGAGCAAACUUGAAUGACAAAAAUAAGGAGUUCCUCACACCUUUACACAUGGCUGCAGACAAAUCUCACAUUGAGAUUGUGGAUGUUUUGCUCAAACAUGGAGCCAAGGUAAAUGCCUUGGAUGGUCUUGGUCAGACUGCUCUCCAUAGGGUUGCCCAGCAAGGUAAUAUCCAAGCUGCUCGUCUUCUUCUAACUUAUGGUGCCGAACCUAGUAUAGUUUCACUACAAGGCUACACUGCUGCCCAGCUGGGAACAGAAAGCAUACAGAAGGUGCUCAGAGAUGAUUCAGUAGUGCCUAUGGCAGAGGAGGCUGCCAUAGGAGCUUCAGAUUUUGAUAUACAGCUACUGGAGGCUGCCAAGGCAGGAGAUAUGGAAGUGGUGAAAAAACUGAUUGGUAUCCAUUCCAACACUGUAAAUUGUCGAGAUUUAGAUGGGCGGCACUCCACACCCUUGCACUUUGCAGCUGGUUAUAAUAGAGUGGCUGUGGUGAAGUUCCUCCUAGAACAUGGGGCAGAUGUGCAUGCCAAAGACAAAGGAGGACUGGUUCCCCUACACAAUGCAUGUUCAUAUGGUCACUUGGAAGUCACAGAGCUAUUGAUUCAGCAUGGUGCUUGUGUCAAUGUAGCUGACCUGUGGAAGUUUACUCCUCUUCAUGAAGCAUCCGCAAAGGGGAAAUUUGAGAUUGUAAAACUCCUUUUAAAGCAUGGAGCAGAUCCAGUGAAGAAGAACAGAGAUGGUCACACACCACUGGACCUGGUAAAAGAAGGAGACCAGGAUGUAGCUGAUAUACUUAGAGGUGAUGCUGCCUUGCUUGAAGCUGCUAAAAAAGGUAAUCUGGACAGAGUGAAGAAGCUGGCCACACCUGAUAACAUCAACUGUAGAGAUCAACAAGGAAGGAAUUCUACACCUCUACACCUGGCAGCUGGAUAUAAUAAUGUUGAAGUGGCAGAGUUUCUUCUGGAACAUGGAGCUGAUGUGAAUGCCCAGGACAAAGGAGGACUUAUACCUCUGCACAAUGCUUCUUCUUAUGGGCAUGUGGAUAUUGCUGCCCUCCUGAUUAAAUUUAGUGCCAAUGUUAAUGCUGUGGACAGGUGGGGUUUUACCCCAUUGCAUGAAGCCUCACAGAAAGGCAGAACACAACUGUGUGCAUUAUUGCUUGCUCAUGGUGCUGACCCAACUAUGAAGAACCAAGAAGGCCAAACACCUCAUGACUUGACCACAGCAGAAGAUGUGAAAGUGUUGCUGCAGGAUGCAAUGCCCCCUGCUCUGAUGCCACCAACAACAACCAAAGCUGCAGUUCCUACUCUAGCAGGCCCAGUGGGUGCCUCUAAUGGUCUAGAUAAUUUAGUUGGAGCAGUAGGUGGUAUUGGUAUCAGCCAGCCUAACACUGGAGAUGGCUGCAUAGACAGGGGUAGAAUUGAAGGCGAAAAGGACCUGGAAAAUAUGAGUGUUGCAUCUUUCCUCAGCAGCAUUGGCUUAGAUCAGUUGAAAGACAUUUUUGAACGUGAACAGAUCACUAUGGACAUUUUAGUUGAAAUGAGGCACGAUGAACUUAAAGAUAUUGGCAUUAAUGCCUAUGGACAUCGACAUAAAAUUUUAAAAGGGAUUGAAAAACUUCCUUCUGGUGCUGCUCAACCCAUGCCGUUCACCCCAGCCACACACAGUAAUCCACAAGGCACCAUCCUCAUAGAUCUUACUACUGAUGAUGCAGAAUAUGUGUCUGUGGAGGAACAGAUGCAAAGCACAAUUCGUGAACAUAAAGACAAUGUGGGAGGAAUAUUUGAUAAAUAUAAUAUUAUCAAGAUUCAGAAGAUCCGUAACAAGAGGCUGUGGGAGAGAUAUCAGCACAGGAAAAAGGAAGUUGCAGAUGAAAACCAUGGCCAUGAUAAUGAAAGGCUGCUUUUCCAUGGCUCCCCAUUUAUUAAUGCUAUAGUUCACAAGGGUUUCGAUGAGAGGCAUGCUUACAUUGGAGGCAUGUUUGGAGCAGGUAUAUAUUUUGCUGAGAAUUCAUCUAAAAGUAACCAGUAUGUAUAUGGCAUUGGUGGAGGAACUGGAUGUCCAGUACACAAGGACAAGUCAUGCUACAUUUGUCAUAGGCAGCUAUUAUUGUGUCGUGCCACACUUGGCAAGUCAUUCCUGCAGUUUAGUGCUGUCAAAAUGGCCCAUUCCCCACCAGGUCACCAUUCUGUUAUUGGCCGGCCUAGUAUGGGUGGUUUAACAUUUGCUGAGUAUGUUGUGUACAGGGGUGAGCAGGCUUAUCCAGAAUAUCUCAUCACAUACCAGAUAGUAAAACCAGAAGCAGAUGGGAAAAAGUAAACCUGGAUCUCAGGGAGGACAGAAUCUUCAUUUUGCUAUGAAAAAACAGAGAAUUGAAGUCAUUUCCAAGUCUUUGACAACCAGAGUGAAAUCUUUCUGCAAUAACAUCAAGAGCUUCAGAACUAAAAUCGUUCUAGAUUUCUCUGUGCUACUGACAGAUUUAAUGAAAAAAUUAUCUGGCUUAUAUUUGGAACAGCAUUUGUAGAAUAUUUAUUUAUUUCUAUGUUCUUUGAACAUGUGAUUGUAGUUAGACUUGUGUUUAAAUUCAACCAUCACCGUGCUUGUUUCUUCAUUUCCCAGUACUCCCCCCCCCCCCCUCUUCCCACAUUUUUACUUGUACCAAGGCAAUGACACAUCCCAAAGCAGAUGCAAUAUUUUGUUGUUCAUGAAAAUGCAAUUUUCUCAAGGUUAUAAUUAUAACAGGUGUAUUUCUUCAUUGGAAUUGAUAUGCUUGUAAAUGACCACUCUGAGCUGAGAAUAUUAGUGUGAGUUUAUUUUUUUAUUUGUAGUUUGCUUUGUCUUAUAUUGUAAGAAAGGUGAACCUUUAAUAGCAUCUUAGUAUUGUUUUCAUUUUUUUUUCACCUGUAAAGAACUAGUGCAAUAUCCUUGUGUCCAGACAAAAUUGUAAAACCUUUUACUUAAGUCAUGUGCACAUUAUAAAUUCACAGUUUUCUUUUUAAUGUCACAUUAAAGUGUGUUUGUGAAAAUGAUAAUGUACUCAGUGAUAAUAUAUAGCUGGUAUGAAUGUGUAAUAAUAAACCUUAAAUGUGUACCUUUGACUUUGUGAGCUUUGCCUUUGCUCAAAGAAACAGUAUAUUUUAUGGUUAGUAUAUAACUGCCAUGUAAAUUGUAAACAUGCUAUUUCAGAUUACUGUCAUAAGCGGAAGGUUUAUUUAUUAAAUAUGACCUUCCAUCUUAAUUUGGACCGUACAUGAUUUGGCAAUAUUUUAAUACAGAUGGUUUAACUUGUGUCAUGCUUAUUGUGCUUAAUUGACAAUUCCCUGUUGACAAAAGGUUUUGAAUGGAAGAUGAUAAUUUAGAAAUGUUGGUAUUAUCCAUUCUAUAUGUUGUAUACAGCCUACAGGUUGGUACCCAUUUUGCCUAUAAUUGAAGAAUUAGGAUCAAAUUAUUAUCUGCUUCCAUGCAACAUUUUGUAAGAAAAUAAACCAUUUCAGUCAAAAUGAUAUUUUUUGUAUUUUCUCUACCAGUAUUAUUUGCAUUUUUUAAAGAGGUAUUCUCUCGAUUCAAAAUGUUAUUUCUACUUUUUGAAACUUGAAGUGCUCGUGGUACAUGCCUUUAUUAGAAAAAUGUGGGCACCAAAAGAGGUGCUUGAAGCACACUUAAAUAUGAAAAAUGUGGACUCCUGGUGAAUUUCUCUUCUGUGCUAGAUGUAUGUAAUUACUCUAUAUUUUCAAUGGGGGGAAAUUGUGAAUUUUACAGAUACUAUUUUUAAGUCGUGAUUUCUUAAAAUUAGAACAUUC
Lingula anatina is the source of this 5042-nucleotide messenger RNA. RefSeq names its product poly [ADP-ribose] polymerase tankyrase-1. Gene Ontology annotation, molecular function: protein binding; NAD+ poly-ADP-ribosyltransferase activity. The record is from RefSeq and is a predicted model, not a curated record. Lineage: Eukaryota; Metazoa; Brachiopoda; Lingulata; Lingulida; Lingulidae.